UUAUAAAUAUCUUUCAAAUGAAUCUCCAGAUUUCAUUCUCCUCAUUCCUUCCUUGUUCUUUCCCUUCACCAAAAUAUUCUGCCUCUCUCAAUCCAGAGUUCAAAAACGUAAUUUCAGGAUUAGGUUUUAUGAAGAUGGGGUUACUUCAGUUUGCUUAAUCUGCCCUUCUCAUCAUUUUCCCCAUUAUUGAUGAAUUUGAUUAUCUUGGAGAUGAAGAAUGUCAUUUAUUUGUGGGGUAGUUUGGAGAACUUCACUUGUCCUCAUCUAUCAUCCAAUCCAUUGCUGGAUUGCCAAAAUAGGCUUGUGCUGUUGGAUUUCCUGAACUUCUUUGAGAAAUUACUUGAGGUUGUUUUUUAGUAUGGGGUUUGUCCUAUUUGUUAGGUUAGAUUGAGGUUUACAUGAAGGUUUACUGUAAUUUCAGGUGUUAGCUGAUCUAUUUUUUUGAAGGCAGGAACAAAAAUCUCGUUGCGAUGGAUGGGUUACCAGAACAGUUACUGUGGGAGAUCUUAGGCAGGAUAAACAAAACCGUAGACAGAAAUUCUGCAUCUUUAGCAUGUAAACGCUUCCACAAAGUGGAUAAUGAGCAGAGGCGAUCUCUUAGGGUUGGUUGUGGAUUAAACCCUGCCAAUGAGGCUUUGACAUCCCUCUGCAAUAGGUUUCCCAACUUGGUGAAAGUAGAAAUUACUUACUCCGGAUGGAUGUCCAAAUCAGGAAAGCAGUUGGACGACCAAGGGCUUCUUAUUCUUUCUGUUCUCUGCCCUUCUUUGACAGAUGUUACCUUAAGCUACUGCACUUUCAUUACUGAUGUGGGUCUUAGUCACUUGGCAUCGUGCUCCAAGCUUUCAGCACUAAAGUUGAAUUUCACCCCGAGAAUCACUGGCUGUGGCAUAUUAUCUCUUGUUGUUGGGUGCAAAAAGCUUACUGUUCUCCACCUGAUCCGAUGCUUAAAUGUGAGCAGUGUUGAGUGGCUAGAAUAUCUUGGCAAGCUUGAAACACUUGAAGAUCUCUCCAUUAAAAAUUGUAGGGCAAUUGGGGAAGGUGAUUUGAUUAAGCUAGGACCCACGUGGCGGAAGAUAAAGAGAUUGCAAUUUGAGGUGGACGUUAAUUAUAGAUAUAUGAAGGUUUAUGAUCGGCUAGCUGUGGAUCGAUGGCAAAAGCAGUUGGUCCCGUGUGAAAAUAUGCUGGAGCUUAGCUUGGUGAAUUGCAUCAUCAGCCCUGGAAGAGGGCUUGCUUGUCUGUUGGAAAAGUGCAAGAAUUUGGAGAAGAUUCGCUUAGACAUGUGUGUUGGAGUAAGGGACUGUGACAUUGUAGGAUUAGCCCAAAAAUCAAGUAAUCUUCGAUCCAUUUCCCUCCGAGGCCCAUCUGAUUUCUCACUCCCUCUUUUGCUGAGUAACCCAUUGAGGUUAACAGAUGAGAGUUUAAAGGCUUUGGCUCAAAACUGUUCAAUGCUUGAAUCAAUUAGAAUAUCUUUCACUGAUGGAGAGUUCCCUUCAUUUUCCUCCUUUACUUUAAAUGGAAUCCUUACUGUGAUCCAAAUGUGCCCGAUUCGAAAACUCUCUCUGGACCAUGUCUAUUCCUUCAACGAUGUUGGAAUGGAAGCACUUUGUUCAGCCCCAUAUCUAGAAACCCUAGAGCUGGUGAGAUGCCAAGAGAUCACUGAUGAAGGGCUGCAGCUUGUGGCCCAGUUUCCUCACUUGUGUGUGCUACGGCUCAGCAAGUGUCUGGGAGUAACCGAUGAUGGGUUCAAGCCUCUUGUUGGGUCAUACAAGUUGGAAUUGUUGAGUGUGGAAAAUUGCCCCCAGAUUUCUGAAAGAGGUGUUCAAGGUGCUGCAAGAUCGGUAUCCUUUAAGCAAGACUUGUCAUGGAUCUACUGAACAAUCCUGAAAUAGGCCUCUUCUGUUUGUAGGCUUUGGUGUAUUGUCCGCAUGAAUGCCUCAUUGUGAGUCUCCAGAAGACCUUCUCCUUGCAUUUGUUGCCUUGUCUAUAUUAUUACCUUCCAAUAGCUGAGAAGUAUUUCAUUCUGAUUGUAAUCCAUUGUAUUAUGUGGAACUUAAGAUGUAUAAUUUGUUGAAAUAAACGUUGCUACAGAUUCAUGAUC
Molecule: messenger RNA, 2098 nt
Organism: Vitis vinifera (wine grape)
Lineage: Eukaryota; Viridiplantae; Streptophyta; Magnoliopsida; Vitales; Vitaceae
Product: F-box/LRR-repeat protein 14
Exons: 2
Coding region: 471-1874 (467 amino acids)
Biological process (GO): SCF-dependent proteasomal ubiquitin-dependent protein catabolic process
Cellular component (GO): SCF ubiquitin ligase complex
Molecular function (GO): protein binding
Source: RefSeq, a predicted model, not a curated record